Protopolystoma xenopodis is the source of this 546-nucleotide messenger RNA. NCBI's taxonomy places the organism in Eukaryota, Metazoa, Platyhelminthes, Monogenea, Polystomatidea, Polystomatidae. The record is from the annotation of a GenBank genome assembly.
AUGCCUUUCCGACAGGCACGGCCACCUGAAGCAGACCGCCGACUAUUGCAGCGACACACGUGCAGCGACACACGUGCAGCGACACACGUGCAGCCACACACCAACAAACACAAAUGCAGGCAUCCGGUGACUAAGCCAUCGCCUGAAUGCGCUGCUUUCAUGUCGUUUACACACCGGCUCUUCACCGAAUAUCGACCUUUUCCCGUCCUUUCGGGCUUAACCAAUAGGAGGGGGCGAAUGCUGGGAGCGGCUGGAUUGGCUGGGCUGGCUGGACCAAUAGAAGAGGGCCUAGUCUCAUUCACGCUAUUGGCUGAUCAGAUGUGUCCUUGCUCUUCACAAAAUCAGACAGCCAGUUGUCGGCUCAAGUCCACAGCCUCUUUGCUCUCUCCUCUCUCAGCCGUCUACCAGGCUUUACCGGACCCCUUCUCCCGGCACCCCCGUCACUUUAACUUCCCCCUCAUUCUUCAUCCUGCCUGCACUAGACUUGUAUGUCUCUCGGACUCGCUGCACUCCGUCUGUGUAGGUUUACCGCGAGCGACAACUUGA